AUGGCAAGAACCAAGCAAACCGCCCGUAAAUCUACCGGAGGUAAAGCUCCCAGGAAGCAGCUGGCCACCAAGGCUGCGCGUAAGAGCGCGCCUGCCACCGGCGGCGUGAAGAAGCCUCACCGUUACAGGCCCGGUACCGUGGCUCUCCGAGAGAUCCGUCGCUACCAGAAAUCCACGGAGCUGCUGAUCCGCAAGCUGCCCUUCCAGCGCCUGGUGAGAGAGAUCGCUCAGGACUUCAAGACCGACCUGCGCUUCCAGAGCUCCGCGGUCAUGGCUCUGCAGGAGUCCAGCGAGGCUUACCUGGUCGGCCUGUUCGAGGACACCAACCUCAUUAUAGUCACCAUAUUUGUGAAUUCUACAAUUCACGGAAAAGGAGGAAAGGGUCUCGGUAAAGGAGGCGCCAAGCGUCACUGCAAAGUUCUCUGUGAUAACAUCCAGGGAAUCAGCAAGCCCACCAUCCACCGUCUGGCUCGCCAUGGCGGAGUGAAGCGUAUCUCUGGUCUGAUCUACGAGGAGACUCGCAGUGUGUUGAAGGUUUUCCUGGAGAAUGUGAUCUGUGAUGCUGUCACCUACACCGAGCACGCAAAGAGGAAGACUGUGAUCGCCAUGGACGUGGUUUAUGCUCUGAAGAGACAGGGAAGAACUCUGUACGGCUUUGGCGGUUAA
Messenger RNA from Solea senegalensis (Senegalese sole), 666 nucleotides. Its product is annotated as histone H3-like. The record is from RefSeq and is a predicted model, not a curated record. Gene Ontology annotation, cellular component: nucleosome. The transcript has 2 exons. Bases 1 to 666 code for a protein of 221 amino acids. NCBI's taxonomy places the organism in Eukaryota, Metazoa, Chordata, Actinopteri, Pleuronectiformes, Soleidae. Gene Ontology annotation, molecular function: structural constituent of chromatin; DNA binding; protein heterodimerization activity.